UUUAAGUGCUGGUCAUUCUUUUUAUGAGAAAGAAACAAUAGCAUGUUUUUAUCUUUAUAUAUGCGCUUUUCUUUUUAACCAUGUACUUUUGUAGGUGAAGCUUUGCCUAUGGCUAUGGAUUAAGAUAAAUGAAUAUGUCUGUUUUAGGUUUUUGACUUGUCUGUGCUCCCGGAGGCUGAGAACAACAGGAACUAUAUAACAGGGCAAGUUACUUACUGCCUGUGCUUCACUCAGAAGAGCUAGAUACAAGGACAGCAACAGGUCCAAAGUUUGGGUUCUUUGUGGCGAAGAUACAGAAUCUUGAAUAAGUCAUGGCUGACAUUGCACAACAAUUGCCAUACUUCUAUGGCAAUAUUACCCGGGAAGAAGCUGAAGAUUACCUAAAACAAGGUGGUUUGAGUGAUGGUCUGUAUUUAUUGAGACAGAGUCGAAGUUACCUUGGAGGUUAUGCCUUAUCUGUUGCUCAUGGAAGGAAAUAUUACCAUUACACCAUUGAACGAGAAAUAAAUGGGACAUAUGCAAUUUCUGGUGGAAUAUCUCACAACACUCCUGUAGACCUCUGCAAUUAUCACAUGCAGGAAAGUAGCGGACUUGUUUGUUUGCUCAAGAAACCAUUAAAUCGUCCGCAUGGGGUUGAACCCAAAAUUGGCCCUUUUGAAGACCUAAAAGAAAAUCUUAUCAGAGAAUAUGUACGACAAACAUGGAACUUACAGGGCGAAGCUCUUGAACAAGCUAUUAUAAGCCAAAAACCUCAACUUGAAAAGCUAAUAGCUACAACCGCACAUCAAAAAAUGCCAUGGUUCCAUGGUAAAAUCUCUAGGGAGGAAUCUGAACAAAUAAUACUAAAUGGACCAAAGACUAAUGGAACAUUUCUAAUAAGAGAAAGAGACAACAAUGGAUCGUACGCGUUAUGCUUGCUACAUGAUAGGAAAGUUUCACAUUAUCGCAUUGAUCGGGAUAAAACUGGCAAAUUAUCCAUACCAGAAGGGAAAAAAUUUGACACUCUGUGGCAGCUAGUUGAACAUUAUUCAUACAAGCCAGAUGGAUUAUUAAGGGUCCUGACAGUUCCAUGCCAAGGAUCAAACUACCUUAGACACGAUUUUGGUAUAAGCCCAGCAGUUCCAGAUUAUCAUCCACUGAGCUGGUCACCAGGUGGACUUAUCACAAGAAUCAAAUCGUACUCCUUUCCAAAGGCUGGCAGCAAAAAGCAAGCUGCUCAUCCAGCUAUGAAUCUUUCUGCAAGUGUCUCGUCACUAAAUCCAUAUGUACGGAGACCAAAAUCAACCAAAUCUGAAGCAGAAUAUGCCAUGCCAAUGGACACUGAUGUAUACCGAGGUAUAUAUGAAGACCCUGAAGAGUUGAAACCAAAAACUGUCAAAAUAUUACCAAAGCAACUCACUCUUCUUGACCAAGAGCUUGGUUCUGGAAAUUUUGGAACUGUUAAAAGGGGAAUCUUAAAGAUUACAAAAACUGAAAGGAAAGUUGCUGUUAAAAUUCUUAAGAAUGACAGCAAUGAUCCUUCUAUACAAGAGGAGUUGCUGAGAGAAGCUACAGUCAUGCAGCAACUUGAUAAUCCGUACAUUGUUAGAAUGAUCGGCAUUUGUGAAGGAGAGUUUUGGAUGCUAGUGAUGGAGUUAGCAGAACUUGGACCACUAAAUAAAUUUUUGGCUUCAAACAAGCAUGUCACAGAAAAGAAUGUAACAGAACUCGUUCAUCAAGUUUCCAUGGGAAUGAAGUAUUUAGAAGAGAACAAUUUUGUCCACAGGGAUUUAGCAGCAAGAAAUGUUUUAUUGGUUACACAGCAUUACGCAAAAAUCAGUGAUUUUGGACUUUCAAAAGUUAUUGGAGCCGAUGAAAAUUACUAUAGAGCAAAAAGUUGUGGGAAAUGGCCUGUUAAGUGGUAUGCACCAGAAUGCAUCAAUUUUUUUAAGUUUUCAAGCAAAAGUGAUGUUUGGAGCUUUGGCGUGCUAAUGUGGGAAGCAUAUUCAUUUGGUCAAAAGCCAUACAGGGGAAUGAAAGGUGGUGAAGUUUCUCAGAUGAUUGAAAGUGGGAGGAGGAUGGAGUGCCCUGCUAGAUGCCCGUCAGAAGUAUAUGACAUCAUGAUGUUAUGCUGGAUUUACAAUAUUGAAGAGCGACCUGCUUUUGCAAGUGUAGAAAUGAAACUGCGAAACUAUUAUUAUGAAAUUGCCCAAUAACUGACUUCUGUGAACCGUUUACAAGUGUAAAACCAAACGAAAAAAUGGGAAUAAAACAUAUUUAUGAAGCUUCUGCGGGCAUAAAAAUGUUUGUGGCAUUUAGUUUUUUAUUUUUGUAUUACAAACAGCAUAGCUUGGCAUUUUAUUUUCUUUCACACUGUUACAUAUAUGCUAUUUUGUUCCUUAGCAAGUUAAAUGUGGCAAUAUCUAUGUUAACUGUAUCUACUGUAUGAAACUGCGUGUGCAUUCGCUUAAGCUACAGUAUGUUACAUAAUAAUUGUAUGUGCCAGAAAUUGUUUUUCAAUGUGUUUCUUUUUUUUAAUAUAUAUUUGAACUGGUAGUGCAUAAUGUCAUGCUAAUAAAAGCAUUUUUAAAAUGUAUUUGAUUUUGCUUAAUAAAAUAUUUAAUUGGU
This is a messenger RNA of Bombina bombina (fire-bellied toad), 2607 nucleotides long. It is a transcript of the gene SYK, whose product is annotated as spleen associated tyrosine kinase. NCBI's taxonomy places the organism in Eukaryota, Metazoa, Chordata, Amphibia, Anura, Bombinatoridae. Gene Ontology annotation, molecular function: ATP binding; non-membrane spanning protein tyrosine kinase activity; signaling receptor binding. The transcript is spliced from 14 exons. Gene Ontology annotation, cellular component: extrinsic component of cytoplasmic side of plasma membrane; cytoplasm. Gene Ontology annotation, biological process: cell surface receptor protein tyrosine kinase signaling pathway; positive regulation of B cell differentiation; intracellular signal transduction. The record is from RefSeq and is a predicted model, not a curated record. The coding region runs from base 312 to 2195 and encodes 627 amino acids.